UGUGGUUGUUUUUCUUCGGUUUUUCUAUUUCAGCUUCAGUGCAGUUAAUAUUAAAUAUGUUGUGCAGACUGAAAAUGAAAAACCAUUGAAUAUAAAUGAGUAUCUAGUCUUCAUCGUGUGUAGUGUAUAAGCAUAAAUUGACAUGACUUCUAGUCCUUUUCGGAGGUUGUGCCACUGGGGCCCAAUUUCGGUUUUAGUUAUAAUAAAGCUGAUAACAUGGGCUAUGAUCCACAUGCUGGGCAUGUGGUGGCCGCCGCACGCGUCGCUGGGCGGCUUCGUGCACGCGGCCAUUUUUCUUGCCUUCGCUGCGGCUACGCUUUACUAUUUCCUCCAAUCGUUGCUGGAAGGACCGGGAUUUGUUCCUUAUGGAUGGAAACCAGCAAAAGAAGAAGACACACAGUUUCUACAGUUCUGUAACGUGUGUAAUGGUUACAAAGCUCCAAGAUCACAUCAUUGCAGGAAAUGUGGGCGGUGUGUUAUGAAGAUGGAUCAUCACUGUCCGUGGAUUAACUGCUGCGUGGGGCACCGUAAUCACUGCUACUUCGUGAUCUUCCUGGGCUCUGCCACCAUCGGUUGCUUGCAAGCUGCCAUAGUACUCACAAUAUGCGUGUAUCAAGUGAUCAAUCGUAUCGCUAACAUCCAGAGCAGGACUGAGCGAGAUCCAGCGAUAUACCUGACGGUCAGCACGUUUGUGCUGACGCUACUUGCUUUAGGCAUGGCUCUGGGGGUUGUAUUGGCUGUCGGGGCCUUAUUGUACAUACAGGUCAGGAGCAUCUUCCGAAACCGGACCACGAUCGAGGACUGGAUCAUGGAGAAGGCGGUAGGGCGGCGCGUUAUAGGCGGCGUGGCGCCCUUCAUGUAUCCCUACGACUUGGGCUGGCGACGCAACGCAACUCUGGUUAUCAAUUCCGCGCGACACGACGGCAUCGCCUGGCCGCUGGCGCCUGGCUGCGGGCAGUAUGACCUCACUGUGAGUUUUGCCAUGUUACCGCUCUUCACGUAUCCCUACGAUCUGGGCUGGAGACGUAACGCAGUUCUGGUUAUCAAUUCCGCGCGACACGACGGCAUCGCCUGGCCGCUAGCGCCUGGUUGCGGGCAGUAUGACCUUACUCGCGAGCAGCAAGCCCAAAAGCAGCUGAAAGCGCUGCGCUCCCGCGUCGUAGUAUCGGUAGCGUCGUACAGCGGGCGCUGGCUGCCGGCGCAGUACCCGCGGGCCGCGCUGCACGCGCCGUGCACGGACGAGCCGCGCUUGGCGCUACGCCCCGGGACCUUGCUACGGGUCACGCGCCAUAGGAAGUACUGGAUGUUCGGCGCAAUGGUCGAGUCAGAGGGUGAAGAGGAAAUCCGCGGGCCUCGUGGCUGGUUCCCGCGCGCCGCCGUCAGGCCGCUUCAUGACAAGCCUGAGUAGCGCCAUCAUAAGCCUGAGUAGCGCCACCACAAGCCCGAGUAGCGCGACCGCAAGACCGAGUAGCGCGACCACAAGACCGAAUAGCGCGACCACAAGACAGAAUAGCGCGACCACAAGACCGAGUAGCGCCAUCAUUCGCGGCUCUUUAGCUUGCCACUCACACUGGCGGGUAUUGUGAGGUAGGUGUAGUAUCCACCUACCUAUGAAUAUAGGUACAGUCGACAGCGCAUCAGACUGUACAUUUUUGACGCAAAUUAGCUCUUAUAACUAUUUUAACACAGUGUACUGCUUGAAGUGCCGUUGUCUGUACCCACGAACUUGAAACAACUGAUUUUGAUUAUAAUCGCCGUUGCCAAGGCAAUGAUAUGAAGGAUAGAGUAUGCGCACAAUUUUUUGGCGCUGACUGAAUAAGUCGUUGACUGUCGAGCCGAGAAACUAGACACAAUAGAAUUUUUAUAGCCUCGGCUCCUCACUGGCGAACCGUGUGGCGUCAAAAGUGAUAAUAUAAUUUUCUAUGUGUAGAAUAAACGAUGCAAUGCUCUACAUCUAUUUUGACAUAUUUUCCAUACAAAAAGUUACAGUAUGUUUUACUAAUUCAGAUAAAGGUACCAAAUAAAUCAAACUAUUUUAAAGUACCUACUAUUUUAUGCCCUACCUCUGUAUAUAGCUGGUAAUCCGCUAGAAUAUUAUUAGAAAAGACAAUGCUUACGUAACGAUUAUAAAUGGCUUAGAAUAACGGUAUAAUUAUUUUUUGGAUGAAUUUUUUUACACAACGAAUCCGUAUUUUGUCAUGUUUUUGAAAUCUCCGGUGUUAUAUCAAAUGUGCUUGAAUGAUGUAAAAUUAAAUUGUAAAUGACUUUGCUUCAGUUCUAGGAUUUAGGCAUCGAAAUUGAUAUUUUAUUAUACUUAUUAAGUAUUAUGUAAAUAUUAUUACGAAAUAGUUACGCGAAAUAUUAUAUUCCCCAAGGGUUCUAAGCGAUAUUAAUCCUUUUUAAUUUUUAAAUAACGACCAAUAUUUUCGAUCUCAAAGUAAAAUAACAACUAAAAGAAAAUUAUAACACCCCUCUUUUUACGUUGGGGAUUGAUAAAUACUUAGAUAUUUUUAUGCAAUGUUAUUCUCGUAAGUGAUAGGUUGUUUCCUGGAUGAAAAAUAAACAAAAUCUACAAUGUCUUCUCCGUAAUGAUCAUACAAACUCAA
Molecule: messenger RNA, 2606 nt
Organism: Ostrinia nubilalis (European corn borer)
Lineage: Eukaryota; Metazoa; Arthropoda; Insecta; Lepidoptera; Crambidae
Product: palmitoyltransferase ZDHHC6-like
Exons: 9
Coding region: 143-1408 (421 amino acids)
Biological process (GO): protein palmitoylation
Cellular component (GO): Golgi apparatus
Molecular function (GO): palmitoyltransferase activity
Source: RefSeq, a predicted model, not a curated record